UUCGAUCGAUCUAUACCCCACUAACUUGCAGCCGUAGUACCGGUACCGAAAUUACCACAUUAGCGCUAGGGAAUGAGCAUCGAUCAGCGUCUGUCUAUUCAAAGAGACAGCGAUGCCGGAAUAUCGACGACAACUAGACGAUGCCCUCGGGGCUCUUCUAGCGCGCCGAAAAUCCCACGACAGGCUUAGGAGGUUGAGUAAUGCUCCACCUAAUUCCAUUGACUUCUCAUCAAACGGCUAUCUAUCAUUGUCAACAAAUCCGGUAGUCCAGAAAUCCUUACUAUCACGGCUAGAGGCCGAAUUCGCAACCUCCGAGAACAGCAACGCGCUACGUCGCCAGUCAAUUCUUGGCUCAGGAGGCUCUCGUCUCCUUGAUGGAAACUCUUCGUUCGCAGAAUCUCUCGAGGCGAAAAUUGCCGCUUUUCAUAAUGCUGAAGCUGCGCUCUUAUUCACGUCGGCCUUUGACGCUAACACCGGGCUUCUCUCUUGCGUCCCGCAACCUGGAGAUGUGAUCAUCUAUGAUGAAUUGAUACAUGCCAGCGUCCACGAUGGUAUGCGUAUGAGCCGAGCUACGAAGAGGAUUCCAUUCUCGCAUGAUUCUAUAUCAGAAACUCACCAAUGGCGAAGCUCUAAUGAUAGAGGUGGUCAAGGAGGUCAUCAAAGUAAAAGUCAAGAGCUUUGUGAUGUUUUAAGACAAUUAUCGAGAGACAAGAACGUUAUGCGCUGCAAAGCGAAUGUCUUCAUAUGUGUAGAGGGGCUUUAUAGUAUGGACGGUGACGUCCCGCUUUUAAAAGAGAUUGUUGAGAUCGUCGAUCGAUACUUACCAUCAGGAAACGGCUACAUCAUAGUCGACGAAGCGCACUCGGCUGGCGUAUUUGGCGAGAAAGGUCGCGGCUUGGUGUGCCAGAACGGUUUGGAAAAUCGGAUAUGGGCAAGAGUCCUUGGUUUUGGGAAAGCGAUGGGUUGUGCUGGAGGCGCCAUUCUAUGCUCCCCCGUUGUCAGAGAAUAUUUGAUAAAUUACGCCAGGAGUCUUAUCUACACAACCUCGAUGACCUUUACCUCGUUGAAUAGUAUAGAUGUGGUUUACGACUAUCUCAUAAGCGGACAAUCCGAGCCACUGCGACAGCACCUAGAGACGCUUAUUUGUCUCACGUACCGUCAACUUCAUGCGCUCUGCAUCCGAUCGCACCCAGGUCGGCACAUCCUUUACAUUGAGAAGGGCCCCUCCAAAUCACCUAUCAUACCGAUCUUCACGGCCCAUCCUCGGAGUCUUGCGGAACAUUGUCAAGGAUCUGGCUUCAUGGUACGACCUAUUGUUGCCCCAACCGUUCCCGUUGGGGGUGAAAGGGUGAGGAUUUGUUUGCACUCUGCCAAUACUCCUGAGCAGAUCGAAGGACUAUGUGGCGCGAUUGAAGCAUGGGUGCGAAAUCAGAUGGCCAUGGAAAAAACUCGAGAGAGUGAAAGACAUCCCAAAUUAAUUAUGGAGGGAGAAGGUGUAUUCAUCAAACAAGAUAAAUCUCGGCUCUAACCCCCAUAAUCUAAAACGAAGUCCUUUCAAUUACCUACCUCCUAGAUACCUAUACAUCGUCCAAGUACGAGCUUCUACGAGCUACAGCUAGUUGCAGGCGGCGGAGACUUAUCAAAGCUCUUCAUAGGACCCAAGCCCCACCGGUCGAACAUCUCUUUAUCCUCGUC
This is a messenger RNA of Annulohypoxylon truncatum, 1695 nucleotides long. Its product is annotated as PLP-dependent transferase. The transcript has 3 exons. Bases 113 to 1528 code for a protein of 471 amino acids. The record is from RefSeq and is a predicted model, not a curated record. Gene Ontology annotation, biological process: biosynthetic process. NCBI's taxonomy places the organism in Eukaryota, Fungi, Ascomycota, Sordariomycetes, Xylariales, Hypoxylaceae. Gene Ontology annotation, molecular function: pyridoxal phosphate binding.